UCUGACCACAGGGGGGCAGCACAUGUAAACACAUGUAAUCUUACACAACCCAUUACCAAACGCACAAUGCAGGUUCUAUAAGUCUUCCCAGCCCUGUUGUUACUGAUACUGUCCGGGUGAUUCUGUCUCAUUGAAGGAGGGGGCUGUUACAUCAUAACAACAAUGAAGUCCAUUGCCUGUAUCUCGUCGUCAGUCAGAGCUGCGUGUCACUACACCCCAGCUUGUUUAAGUCGGGGUUUAAUCCAUGCCAGCCCAACGGGCAGAUGCAUGAACGUGGACUUUCCUUGCAAAACCGUAAUAGCACAGCAGCCGUGCGUGACCGGUGUGCGCCCUUUCCACAGUACACAAGACAGGUGGGCAGUGGCCCAGCAGGUAAGCAACAAUCCCCUGCCCAACCCUCUGCCAAUGCCAGAGAAAAAAGAGAAUGAACUGAUUGUUUAUCAGUUUGGGAGACGGCUGUCAUCUAAACCAGCAGCGAGGCCUCGGAACUCCAGGCCACCCCAGCACCUUUCUCCAUACACCCCGUACACCAAGCCACAGGGCGCAUCAGAGGACUCAGAAGUCAACAUCCGGAGUGUGUUUGAGGGGGAUGUCAUCCCUGAGCUGUGCUCCAGGCUGGCAGAUGCCCCCAGUGAUGACAGAGCGGAGGGUCUGGCCACUUUGCUUGGAGUGUGUGUUGAGUUUGGCGUGGAGGCUCACAGCCCCGUUGUCUCCAGACUGAGGGACGAGUGCCUGUCGCACCUGGCCAAGAAGGACACUGGGGUGGCACCGCUCUGCCACCUGGGCGAGACAGCUUACGCCCUGGAAGGCUGCCAAUCGACCAUAGUGACAGAGGUCAUUGACUCCAUUGGGGCUUCAGUAGAAGAGGAUGUGCUGACCCCCAGUGAGGCUGCCAGGGUCUACUCCCUCCUGGCUCUGUGUUGCGACCCCACCAGCCAGCAGCACACAUUCAUGCUGUCCACUCUGCACAGUCACACAGAGAGGCUGGUCCACCGGCUGAGAGCCAGUCACAUCAGUGACAUCCUGCAGUCCCUGGUCAAGUUACAGCAGAGUCAGGCCAUUUCUCUGGUGCUGAGGCUGAGCCACAGGGCUUCACGUAUCUUCAAGGCCUUCAGAGACGAUGAAGUAAUCAAGCUGCUGUCCUCGCUAAUGAUCCUGGGACAUCAUGAUGAAGAGCUGCUGGCUGCUAUGGAGAAACACCUGCCAGGGAGGCUGGGGGAGUGUGAUCCAGAGUUGACAAGCACUGUUAUGGAGUACUGCCUGCAGAUGAGGUGCCGCUCAGAGCCCAUCUUCGAGGCCGUGGCCGAGGGCUUUGUGUGCCACGCCGAGAAGCAUAGCACCCCUCAGAUUGCCAAGCAGAUUGUCGCCAUGGGAAGACUCAACUACCUGCCAAAGUGCUCCAGUCUGAUGUUUAAGAAGCUGGAGAGUGUUUUGUCGUCAAGGUUUUCCCAGUUUCAGCCUCGGUCACUGAUAGAGGUGCUGCAUGCCUGCAUCCACCUGGAGCGCUUCCCAAUCAACUACAUGUCCAAAGUCUUCAGUCCAUACUUCCUACAGAGGCUGCAAGCCCAGGGGGAGCCACUGGACAAGAACGCAUUAGGACAGCUGACACAGCUCAAUCUCUCCACCUCGCUGGAAUGCGCUUCCUACAAGGGUCCCAGGCUGCCUUACUAUCUCCAUGUGAAGAGGUUCUCCUCAGUGGACCAGGCGUUUGAGACGCCCAUGGAGAGUUACUUGUACAAACGGGUCAGAGGACCACUGACGAAUCUGCUGGGGGGACAGUUUUACUCCACAAGGGUGUUCACUGUGAGCGGGUACACUAUAGACGUGGAGUUGUGCCUGGACGAGGAAGGAUUUGUUCUGCCUCUGUCUCAGUGGGAUCACACUUACAGAAGGAUGGCACUGUGUUUGGAUGGUCAAAACCGUUUCUGCAGCAACACCCAACAUUUACUGGGGAAGGAAGCUACAAAGAGAAGACACCUCCGCAGGAUGGGCUAUGAGGUGGUGCAGAUCCCUUACUUUGAAUUUGAAAAACUAAGAACUCAGGAGGAGCGGAUCCAGUAUCUUCACAACAAGAUCUUUCCUACCAUCUUCAAGUUCAGUCACUAAUCUUCAUAUCAGGCAGCUUGGGUGGGUUAGCCAUGUGUUUAGUAUUAUGUCCAUACAGGAUGAGGAAGUCGUCAUGGGAGAAAAUGGACAAAAAAAAUCUUCAGCCUUAGCCACAUGUUCUGCUUUGACGUUUGUAUAAUAGAUGUUAAUCCCACCGGCCAAUUUGUGUAUAAAAAUGCACGGCUCAAAGGCAGGAGGCAGAUCUACAAGUGCAGAUCUGAAGUGAAAAUGAAAAAUCAGGUAACAAAACCUGCAGCAUUCAAGCUUCUUUAUGACCUCAGGAGACUCUUAGUGAAGACUGUCCACAAGUAAAUAUGACUGAUGGCCUGACAGCUUUGAGCAGUCCAGUGCUAUAACGUAUCAUAGUUUUGUGUGAUUUGGUGUUCAUAUGAACAGCUCUGAAGGUGAUUUCAACAGCUACAAGAUCAGUCAAGAUUUUUGUAUCUGAAGUGACACCAUCUAGUCUGGUAAGUUAUAUAAAUUAAGUGUAUAAGUGACAUGUAAAUUGAUUUAAAGUAAUUCUAUGAUCGUACAUACAAAGGCAAACCCAUUACCAGGUUGGAAAUAGUGCCUUGUGUGAUUCUUUUUAUUUAAUGAACUGUGUUCAAAGCUCAAAAGUAAAUAACAUUGAUGGAUGGUUUCACAUAGAUCUCGUUUUUAACAAUGUGUCAUAUUUUCAUGGCUGUCUUUACAAGGACUAUGAUUAUUAUAAACCAACUUCAGUUUUACUGCUGAAAUACUAUUGGACCCUGGCCAUUUGUGUGAUUGUAUAAAUCUAACUGACACCUUACUAGCUGCAUGCACUCAGUGCUUUAUCAGCGGCCAUACUCUGAGUGACUGUCGUUUUCAAGAGUUCACAGCCUCUGGUGGUAAAUGGUUUUAAAUAUUUUUGAGGGGGCUGGUGCUCAAGCCACAAAGGGUUGACAUUCUAAUUUGCAGUGGACAGCAAAUACCUGAACUGGUAGCUUAUACCUCAGCUGGGAAAACAGGACACAUUGUAGAUCAAGGCCUCAGGUUUUUAUCUGACUGAGAAAGUAAUGUACUGUAUCUUAUGUGCAAUAGGUAAUUUAAUUUUAAGUUCAAAUGCUUGAUUGUAAUGUAUAAUGGUAAUUGUGAAUAAAGUCUGUCAAAAUAUCUGAA
Molecule: messenger RNA, 3246 nt
Organism: Myripristis murdjan (pinecone soldierfish)
Lineage: Eukaryota; Metazoa; Chordata; Actinopteri; Holocentriformes; Holocentridae
Product: FAST kinase domain-containing protein 3, mitochondrial-like
Exons: 10
Coding region: 163-2106 (647 amino acids)
Biological process (GO): regulation of mitochondrial mRNA stability; mitochondrial RNA processing
Cellular component (GO): ribonucleoprotein granule; mitochondrial matrix
Molecular function (GO): RNA binding
Source: RefSeq, a predicted model, not a curated record